AUGUUAUCCGUCUGGGUGGAACAGGGAGGGCCGGAGGUGGUGGCGGGCGGAUCCCCAUCCUCUCCCUCCCUCUUUGCGUCGCAGGAGCGGGGGAAGAUCGGCGUGAUCUUCAACGUGGGGACGGACGACAUUACCAUCGACGAGCACGCCGUCACGGUGAGCGAUGGCAAGUACCACGUGGUGCGCUUCACACGAAGCGGUGGCAACGCCACCCUCCAGGUGGACAACCAGCCCGUCAUCGAGCGAUACCCAUCAGGGAGCUUUGAUAAUGAACGCCUGGCUAUUGCUAGACAAAGAAUCCCAUACAGACUUGGUCGGGUAGUUGACGAGUGGCUACUCGACAAAGGGCGACAGUUAACCAUCUUCAACAGCCAGGCUUCAAUAAAGAUUGGGGGCAAAGACAGAGGUCGGCCUUUCCAAGGCCAGAUCUCGGGCCUCUACUAUAAUGGCCUGCAAGUGCUGAAGCUCGCAGCCGAGGGAGACCCCAAUGUGCAGUCAGAGGGGAACCUGCGGUUGGUGGGGGAUGCGCCAUCUGUGCUGACUACCGAAACCACCUCCGCCACCCCUCUGGCAGAUAUGUCCACCACCAUCAUGGAGACCACCACUACCAUGGCCACGACCACCACCCGCAAACAGCGCUCACCCACCAUGAGAGACAGUGUUACUCAGAAUACAGAUGACAUUCUCGUGGCAUCGGCAGAAUGCCCCAGCGAUGAUGAAGACCUAGAGGAGUGUGAGCCAGGAACCGGAGGAGAAUUAGUGUUGCCCAUAAUUACAGUGGACUCUCUAGACCACCCGUCUAUCGCCACCCGUUACCCCGUCAUCCCCCCGCCCCCCACCUACCGCCCCUUCCUCACCCUGCUCGAUACCACCAAAGAGUCCCUGACCCUGGCCAAUGCCCGCACCCCCUGCCCCAUGGACCAGGAGGACUGUGAGGACCCUAUUGAGGUGUCGGCCUACGGCUCGGGGGAGAUGACCGAGUCCGAUGACGAGGAUUAUUAUAAAAACUCCCCCCUCGUCACCGACAGGACGGUCCUGCCGCCUCCCCCAGCGGCGGAGGGCGGCGUCCAAAAUCCCCGCGACCGCCACUUCUCCAGGCCCCCAAACUCAAACCGCCCCCCGCCCUCCUCCUCCACCACCCCUACCGCAAAUCCUGCCCAGCUGCCCCGCCCCAAACCCGGUGGCGGCAGCCACAUACCCGCAGGCAAAAUGAACACCCGGGACCAGGUCCUGCUACCCCCGGCACCCCCGUCCUACGAGCCGGACCACGGCGGGCGGCACCGGCACGGCCCGGGAAUAACCCACCCUCCCAAUUUUCGCAAUGUGCCCACAGCCAACCCCACAGCCUCGGGAGAGAGAGGCCCGCCCGGCGCCGUGGAGGUCAUUCGGGAGUCCAGCAGCACCACGGGCAUGGUGGUGGGCAUCGUGGCAGCCGCCGCCCUCUGCAUCCUCAUCCUCCUCUACGCCAUGUACAAGUACCGCAACCGUGACGAGGGCUCCUACCAGGUGGACCAGAGCCGCAACUACAUCAGCAACUCAGCCGCACAAAGCAACGGUGCCGUGGUCAAGGAGAAGCAACCAGGGGCCGCCAAGACUGCCACCAAGAACAAGAAGAACAAAGACAAGGAGUACUACGUCUGAGAGCGGCCCCAGGGAGAGAGAGAGAGACAGAGAGAGAAAGACACAGAGAGAGAGAGAGGGAGAG
Messenger RNA from Scleropages formosus (Asian bonytongue), 1705 nucleotides. RefSeq names its product neurexin-2-beta-like. The record is from RefSeq and is a predicted model, not a curated record. The transcript is spliced from 6 exons. The coding region runs from base 1 to 1641 and encodes 546 amino acids. NCBI's taxonomy places the organism in Eukaryota, Metazoa, Chordata, Actinopteri, Osteoglossiformes, Osteoglossidae.